AUGGAAAGAGUUGAGCAGCCAAGAUCUUAUGCUGUUAAAACAGAGAAAGGAACAAUCAUUCGUAGAAAUAGAAGAGAUCUUCUUAGCACGCCGGAAAGAUUCGAUCUGCGUGAUGCUGUUGAUGAUGAAAUGGAGAUACUACCUAACCCUUUAGCGGUACAACUACCACAACCAAAUCAACCAACCUUUACUCCCAAUCAUCCACCUUUACUCUCGUCAAGAUCUACUUCUGAUCGUUCUGCGCCGAAGUCAAGACAACCUUGUGUUCGAAACAACAGUGAACUGGGUAUCCAAACUCGUUCUGGUAGAGUUGUAAAGCCACCUACUCAUCUGUGA
This is a messenger RNA of Paramuricea clavata, 336 nucleotides long. The record is from the annotation of a GenBank genome assembly. NCBI's taxonomy places the organism in Eukaryota, Metazoa, Cnidaria, Anthozoa, Malacalcyonacea, Plexauridae.